AUGUACUAUGACUCUGCGUGCAGGAAACAACUUUGUUCAGAACCGAACGAUCUCCAUGAACGUUUUCUUAGAAUAAACAAAGGACUGGACAUUAGAAGCAUUCUAAUGGCAGACCACCAAUAUAACAAUACCCAGGACAUUUAUCAAUUACAGUUCCUCAGCAAGGCGCAUGACAUAAGUAGAAAAUGUCCAUCAACGACUUUAAAGGGAGAUUACCCUGUCAUGUUCCGGUCAACAUGUCCAUGGUUCCUGGAUACUGAUACCAAUAAACAUAGAUACCCGAAAGAUAUUAUAUUUGCAAAUACAAGAUGCAACAGAGGAUGCAUAGGUGGCAAGAAAGGACAAGUCUGUGAGAAAAUUCAAGUUCCAAUUAAAGUGUUAGAGCAGACGUGUUGCAAACAUCACAAAUUCCAAUAUGAGGAAGUAGAAAUACUCCUUCCUGUCGCGUAUACAUGUACUCAGUUAAAAGAAACAACUCGAAGUAUAGAAAUUAUGUCUCAUGGAACAGACAUUCCAAUUGCCUUAUGA
Molecule: messenger RNA, 528 nt
Organism: Mytilus trossulus (common blue mussel)
Lineage: Eukaryota; Metazoa; Mollusca; Bivalvia; Mytilida; Mytilidae
Product: interleukin 17-like protein
Exons: 1
Coding region: 1-528 (175 amino acids)
Cellular component (GO): extracellular region
Molecular function (GO): cytokine activity
Source: RefSeq, a predicted model, not a curated record